Messenger RNA from Lolium rigidum, 3716 nucleotides. RefSeq lists its product as uncharacterized. The transcript is spliced from 24 exons. Gene Ontology annotation, biological process: protein phosphorylation. Gene Ontology annotation, molecular function: ATP binding; protein binding; protein kinase activity. The record is from RefSeq and is a predicted model, not a curated record. The coding region runs from base 654 to 3590 and encodes 978 amino acids. NCBI's taxonomy places the organism in Eukaryota, Viridiplantae, Streptophyta, Magnoliopsida, Poales, Poaceae.
GGUGGCGGCGGCGGCCAUGUCCACCUCAUCCCGACAAACUCAAUCGCCGUUGGCAGGGAGAACAACAAAAUGGGAAAGAAGUUGGUGUGGAGGUACCUCAAUUGACAGAGAUAGUUGGUGACAGACAAUUCAAGUAUGAGGCUGACAAGCAAAUCUCAGCUCUGGUUGGUCAAUCCAAGGGAGAGCAUCAAAAUGGGCAAGAGGUUGCUGUGCUGUUGCGUCAAUUGACAGAGAGAGUCGGUGACAAACAAUUGCAGGAUGAAACUGAUAAGAAAAUCUCAGUUUUGGUUGAUCAUUCCAAGGAUAUUAGCAAUGCCUUGUAUGAGUACAACUCAGAAUAUCCAGGAUAGGUGGCCCAAAGGUUAAAACUAGAUUUUCUCAAAAAGAUUACAAACAAUUUCUCUUCCGAGAAAAUAAUUGGUAAAGGAGGGUAUGCAACCGUUUACGAGGGAGAGGACGAAGAUGGGAGAGUUAUUGCCGUGAAGAAGCUUGUUAUCACAUCGAAUGUGGAUUCAAAGCAAUUUGAAAAUGAGGCUCGACAUCUUUCAACUCUCACACACCAAAACAUAGUAAAGCUUGAAGGCUACUGCUACGAAGAAGAAAUCCAUGUAAUUCAGCAUGAGGGUCGUGGAAUUAAGGCAGCUGACAUAUACAUGUUGCUAUGCUUUGAGCACAUGCGCGGAGGAAGCCUUGACAAGCAUCUAUCAGAUGCAGCUUGUGGACUUAAUUGGUCACAACGUUACAAAAUUAUUGAGGGGAUUUGCAAUGGUUUGCAUUACCUUCAUGAGGGCAAGGAAGGUUCCCCUAUUAUCCAUAGGGAUCUCAAACCUGGUAACAUAUUAUUGGAUGAUGACAUGAUACCAAAGAUCGCGGACUUCGGUAUUUCAAGACUCAUCGGUGAGGACAAGACUCAUACACGCACAUUUGCCAUCAUAGGUACAUGGGUAUAUUUGUCCCCAGAAUUUAAACAAAACGGCAUGAUCUCCAAAAAGUUAGAUAUAUACAGUUUGGGUUUAAUUAUCAUCGAGAUAAUAAGCGGAAAAAGGAUCUACUGCGACAACAUUGGAACGCCCAAUGAGGAAUUUAUUGAGUUACUUGAAAAGUGGCGAUCAAGGUUGCAGAAAGAAGGAUCAAUGGAAGAUAACUACUCACAAUUAUAUGCAUGCAUCAUAUUAUCUAUGGAUUGCAUGGAUAAAGACCCCCAGAAAAGGCCGACCACAGAACAAAUAAUUGAUACACUUAAUAAAACUAAAGAGUGUCAGUUCCGCAGUGGAGGAUCCUUCCAUCUUCCGAACACCUUGGCGUUGCCUUCUCUCGAAACGUAUGAUGGAGACAACAGCCAAUAUAAUUCAGAGAACGAGUUAGAAGGUGCCAGUCCAUUACCAAUUGAGUUAAGUUUGCAAUUCUUAAAAGAUAUUACCAAGAAUUUCUGCAGCGAACUAGAAAUUGGCCAAGGAGUGAGUGGAGUGGUUUAUCAGGGAGUGCAUCCGUGCGGGGAAAUAAUUGCUGUAAAAAGGCUUCAAAAAACUAUAAGAGGUGGAGAAAGACAAUUUCGUAACACUGUUGGUGAUCUUUUGGCGCUUGAGCACAAAAAUGUAGCGAAGUUAAUAGGUUGCUGCUACGGAGUAGAAAGAGAAGCGGCUGCCUGCAACAGAGGCUCUCUUCAUGCGUACAAGCAAGAUAAUUUUCUGUGCUAUGAGUAUUUGCGCGGUGAAAGCCUUGAUAAGUUCAUUUACGAUAAAUCUCGUAAAGUUAACUGGGACAUGCGCCUUAGAAUUAUUAAGGAGAUUUGUGAAGGGUUACAUUUCCUACAUGUGGAGUCAGGCAGAGACAUUAUUCAUCUCAAUCUUAAACCCAGUAGCAUAAUUCUGGAUGAUAAAAUGAUUCCAAAGAUUGCUAAUUCUGGUCUACACCGUCUAUUUGGACAAGAGCAUACCCCGCCACAGGCUCAAGAUAUUUCAGGACGAUUAGUAUACAUGGCUCCGGAAUAUUUAUACUGUGGGGAAGAAAAACUUGAAUCAGACUUGUACAGUUUAGGCCUUCUCAUCAUGGAGGUCGUAACAGGAAACAGAAGCUGCUUUAAUGAGGAUGGUCUACUUCCAUGGCACUUCAUUGGGAAUGUGCGUAAAGACUGGACAAAUACAUCGCACAUUAAGUCGGAAUACCCAUCAUUAAACACAGAGGGUCUCAAUCAGGUAAAAUGCUGCAUUGUGAUUGGGCUUAAGUGUGCUGACAUUCGUCCAAAGGAAAGGCCUCGUAUAGGAGAGGUUCUAAGUGCGCUUGGCAAGAUAUGCCCUGUCCCCACUGAGCUCAUUGGCGUCUACCCCCUUCAGCUUUGUUUCCCAUUCAAGCGAAACAGGAUGAACUGCUGUUUUCUGCACCUAACUAACAUGACAGACGACCGCGUCGCUGUUAGGCUUCUGUCGGAUAAUCGGAAAAGGUGUAUGGCUCGCGGCGUUGCGCCACCAAGAUCCACAUACACCCUCGUAGUGUCUAUGCGCAAGCCAGUGAACAGCGGCGAAUUCUUCACCCUAGAGAGCUGCAUUGUUGGUGAGGGGGGCCUUAACCUCAAGGAUGUAGACCUUGAUUUGACCAACAGAGAGUUUCAUGACUUUUUUAAGGAAGCCCAAGCUUCAUGUACGAAGAAGGUGCAUCAGCAGAAACUGGAGGUCGUUUGUGGCGCUCAAGAUGAGCUAAUCCAGCCUGGAAUCGAGAUCAUAUCCAAGACGAACUUCCCUCAGGUGUUGUCUGUGGAUGUGCAUCCGACAGAGCCAUGGAUAAUGACAAGCCAUCAUGGGGGUCAAAUUUUCAUUUGGGACUACCAUACACAGGCAAUUCAGAUCUCUGUCGAAUUAUCAGAGGAAUCAGUUUAUUCAGCAAAAUUCAUUGAAAGAGAGCAAUGGCUUGUGGCCGGUGACGAUGACGGGGACAUAUAUGUUUACAGUUAUUGUACACGGCAAGAAGUCGCGAGCUUCAGAGGUCAUCAUAGUCGCAUUGAGUCUUUGGCUGUGCAUCCAAGUCGUCCUUUUAUCGUCUCGUCAUCAUCUCAUCUCAUUGAGCUUUGGAAUUGGGAGAAUAACUGGGAAUGCACCCAUACGUUUAAGGAGCAUUCCGACAGAGUGACACAAAUAACAUUUAACCCAGUGGACACCAACAGUUUUGCCAGUGCCUCCUUAGACCACACAAUCAAGAUCUGGAACGUUUCCAGUCCAAAUAGCACAAUCACAUUGUCUGCAGAUGGCCUGCAGUCUCUUCGUUACAUCAUAAAUGAUAUUGGUCAGUUUUUGAUUAGUGACUCUCAAGAUGGGACCACAAAGAUCUGGGACUUGGAUACGCACAAAUGCGUCCAGACGUUCAAAGGACAUGCAAACCAUCUUGGUUCGUUAUAUCGACAUUCAGAUCUCACGGUAUUAGUUAGUGGUUCACUCGACGGGACUGUUUGUUUUUUGAACCCCAUCACUUACAGGACUGAGAAAAUAAUUGGUCUCAACCUCGGCGCAGUUUAUGCUUUUGGGUAUUUAACAGAAUCAAAAAGGAUUGUCGUUGGAUGUCACCGGGGAAUAGCAAUAAUUGAACCGGAUUUGCUAUGAAGACAUUGUUGCUCUCAAAAGGAGGUUGUUAAUAAAAAGCAGAGUUGUUUGGGUGCAUGUUUUUAGAAUAAGAAUCAUUUUGUGGUACUUGGUUUAAAGGGUUAUCUAACAUUUUUCUGGAGAACA